CGGACAGAGACAGGACGUCGCCGAUGGCUUCGUGAAACCCGGGGUUGGCCCCGCCGCGGAAGCCCACGGGUUGGUCCUUGUACUGGAGGCUCAACACUUUUGAGGCGCAAGACACGUGACCCUGCUGGCUUUGGCAUGGCGGGGGGGGCGCCUGCAUCUCCACCUGUUCUCCAAGACUGGAUGCGACACAGAAUUCCUGCUGUGACAGCUGUAUCAGCACAGACAUCACAAUAAAAGCCUCAGACCGGGCAGCAUCAGCAUCCGGAGGCCAAUCCGAGAACGGGGAGAUAAGAUACGAUCCAGCAGCUGAGCCGAGAAGAGACUUGUCACCACCUCGCGGACCGGCACGAGGAGGGACACGGCAUACUUUGCUCUCUGGCUGAAGCUUUUGCAAUGCGUGCGCACUUUCAGUGGUGGCGGAUGUGUGCUGACUCCUACUUAACAUCGGUUUGAAUGUUAAAAAUACUCCCCCAGGGGAAAAAAAGUAAGUUCAGGUAAGUCAUUGAAAAGCCCUCAAUGAAUACGCGAAGACAUUUGUCGGUAGCACUGCAACAGCAUCUCGUUAUUUUAUCACUUGUGGUCAAAAGUGUGCCUUGUUAUGAGAUUCGAUUCAACCAAAGCGUUGAGCAUCUGACGCAUUUAUAUGUUGUCGUUCCCUUUUACUCAAAGUUCACAUCAAUGUGUUUACACACCUGUGGUUGUGGUUCCGCGCCAACCAAAUGUUUUUGCACUUUGUCACAUGGCUCAAUACGGACUCAAAUAGUCAGUUGAUAAGCUCACGCACGGGAAUCUCUUUUCCUAACGGGCCGAUGGUUUUCCCAUUCGUGGGAUUUAUUUAUUUAUUUUUAGAUGCAGAGCGUUGCUGUCUCAACUCCAGUGGAAUCUCGCUGAUUUUUUUUGAACUGUGUAGGGUAACUGGCCAACCGCCCACAGGGACACUCACUUGGUGCUAUUACGCUGUAAUUGGUCGACUUCCAACUGUUCCUACAGCAUUUCCUGAAAAACAUGAAGCGGUUUGACUCUGUUGUUCCACUUGUCAAGUGGCACUGCUCCCCUCACACUGGCUACUUUUUAGGAACCAGAAAUCAAAUUGAAGUGAAACCAUAAUCACCAUAUGAAAUAAUAAAAGGGGAAAUGGAAUCUUUAACCUGAGAAAGGAGCCUUAAGAAUUGAUUGAUCAUCAUCAUGAACACAACAAAUAAUAAUGUUGAGUACAGUGUACAUAAGGAGUCACCAACCAUUUUUAAAAGUGAGGGCUACUUCUUUGGCACCAAGUAAUGCAAACUGCUGCUCUCUUGAUACGCACUUCUGAACUAACAAAUUUGCUCAGUUCAGCUUUGGCGAUGGCCCGGUCAACGACAUUCCUGCCAAAUCGCUAUUAUUAGUGGUAUGGGCGCCCUCUGGUGGUCCGAAUGUGCAGCUACGGAGCCAUAUUUGUGGAUCGGAAUACGCAUUUGUUAUCGUUUUAGUGACAAUAAUUGCCCCAUAAACGUCUUUGCGAACUUUGAAAAAAAAAACCCUAAUGAACAAGAAAGAAUCGCUUCGUCCGCACACUCUUGCACACCGUUGCUCACUGAAAUAUGGUCUGAACAUUUAUUGGCGUCAUUGAUCAUGUUUGUCCACUAGAAGGAGGUAUAAACCCAAAAACCAGGCGUGUGACUUUUGGCAUGAUGCUUUUUGGAUCAAAAAUAUGAGUUGGUAAUUUGAGUUACUUUUAAAUGUCUUACUUAUUUUUUGUAGAUGCUUUUAAGUGUUGUUUAUGUUAACGACGUUCAGUUAACUUGUGGAUGAAAUGUGCUGUCCGCAUUAUGGUGCAUUGCCUUUCCAAAAGUAAUAUCCAAUUGCCAAAAGAGACACGAACUCCCCGCCCUCCUCGCCAAUGGUGCAACGCCUCUGUUAGAACCCAGCACACAACCCUCCUCCUUCAAGUACCAACAUGAAGUAGUGUGCAGUCAAGGAUUUUUUAAAGCAUUUUUAAAGAGCAAUGGCGGAAGCUAAAAACAUUUCUCAGAUUAUUUCUCAGAUCUUCGAAGAGGCGCCAACGGCCAGGAAGAACCUGAUUGAAAACCACAGCAACCUGCAGCAAGUUGCAGACUACUGCGAAAACAACUACCUGCAGGCAGAUGAGCCAACAAAAGCUCUUGAGGAGGCCAAAGCUUUGGCCACUCAGGCGUUGGCCAGCGUCACCUAUCAAAUCAACAGCGUGGCCACUCUGCUGCUCCGACUGCUUGACUCUCAAGCCAUUCAGAUCAAGAAAAUUGAGUCCUCCGUCAACCUCAUGUCACUAGCAGCUUCUAUCCACUACGAGAAGGUAGCCAGGAGAGAGAUCAGCAUCUUCACGACAUCUAAAAACAACACGCGCGCCAAGCUUGUGGCUCCGCCCGCUUCGGGCAAGGAGCUGGAGAGAAGCUAUCCACGAGUACCCAUAUCGUACUCCAGCUUGGACGCCAUUGGACACUGUUUCCAGGUCUCACAGGAGCCCCCCAGAAACAGGACAGGGACCACCGACAGCACGGAAAGCAAUGCAGAUGCUCCUGUCUCCAACCAAGGCAUCGCUGUGCCGAUGCCAUCGGUCCCCACCUUGCCUGCUGACGCCAACUUCACUGAUGACCUCCCUCCUCCUCCACCUCAAGCUACAAUCGACAACCUUUCAUCUGCUCCUCCUCCUCCACCACCACCACCACCACCACCUCCUCCUCCUCCUACCAUGAUGGACAUUGGCCUGCCCCCUCCACCUUGCUUGACCUCACCAACAUGUCCGCCACCACCUCCUCUGCCUCCACCAAGCAACCUCACCUCACCCGUUUCACUUCCCCCUCCACCACCUCUACCUGCAGGAACUGCUCCUCUUCCUUCACCACCCCCUCCACCUCAUUUUGUAGGUGGUCCCCCACUUCCUCCUCCACCUCCUCCUGUCGCAGGAGCUGCCCCACCUCCUCCUCCAUCGUUGCCUCCACCUGUAGUGACAGCUGCUACUCUUCCUCCGCCUCCUCCACCG
Molecule: messenger RNA, 2998 nt
Organism: Hippocampus comes (tiger tail seahorse)
Lineage: Eukaryota; Metazoa; Chordata; Actinopteri; Syngnathiformes; Syngnathidae
Gene: abi3b
Product: ABI family, member 3b
Exons: 8
Biological process (GO): neuron migration
Cellular component (GO): actin-based cell projection; SCAR complex; lamellipodium
Molecular function (GO): SH3 domain binding; signaling adaptor activity
Source: RefSeq, a predicted model, not a curated record